UUCAAAAGUAAAGCCAAACUAUAGUCUUACAAAAUUUUUUAUCAGCGAGUGCAUAUUUCUCCCCCGUUUUUUUUUUUUUUUUAGACAGUAUGACGAAGUUUCUUUAUCAAGAGUCUGGUGUUCUUGGUGUUUCCAAUAAAAAUUCAAAUUUGAAAAAUUUAAACUCCACGUUGGCCGCGCCAAUGCUUUCUUAUGUUUUCGAUUUGAUCCGGCUCAGAACUUCGUCGACCUAUGCCAGUUCAGAUCUUGUCGUUCGUGGCUCAGUCAAAAUUAUAAAUUGUGAAAAAAACGUAUAAGACAUUUUACUCCUUUUAUAGCCUCCAACUUUGAUAUUGAACCAAAUCGUUUUACGUAAAAGCAAACCGUGAAUCCAACAAUAUGGGCGACGAAGGCGGCGGCGGCGGUCACAGCAAGGACCUCAAGGGCUUCCUCACGGACUUCAUGAUGGGCGGCGUUUCGGCGGCGAUCGCCAAGACUGCGGUGGCGCCCAUCGAGCGGGUGAAGCUGAUCCUGCAGGUGCAGGAGGUGUCCAAGCAGAUAGCAGCCGACAAGCGCUACAAGGGCAUAGUCGACUGCUUCAUUCGCAUUCCCAAGGAGCAGGGAUUCGCGUCGUUCUGGCGGGGCAACUUGGCCAACGUGAUCCGGUACUUCCCCACACAGGCCCUCAACUUCGCCUUCAAGGAUGUGUACAAAUCGGUCUUCCUUGGUGGCGUGGACAAGCACAAGCAGUUUUGGCGCCACUUUGCUGGUAAUUUGGCCUCUGGCGGUGCAGCAGGUGCCACAUCUUUAUGCUUUGUAUAUCCUUUGGAUUUCGCUCGAACCCGCUUGGCCGCCGACGUGGGCAAGGGUGGCAAUCGGGAGUUCAACGGCCUGAUCGACUGUCUGAUGAAGGUGAUGAAGAGUGACGGCCCCAUUGGCCUGUACCGCGGCUUCAUUGUCUCGGUGCAGGGCAUCGUCAUCUACCGGGCCGCCUACUUCGGCUUCUACGACACGUGCCGCGACUUCUUGCCGAACCCCAAGAGCACACCGUUCUACGUGAGCUGGGCCAUUGCCCAGGUGGUGACCACCGUGGCCGGCAUUGCGUCCUAUCCCUUCGACACCGUGCGCCGGCGCAUGAUGAUGCAGUCGGGACUGAAGAAGUCCGAGAUGAUCUACAAGAACACGGCACACUGCUGGGUGGUGAUUGCCAAGCAGGAGGGCAUCGGCGCCUUCUUCAAGGGCGCCCUAUCGAACAUCAUCCGCGGCACUGGCGGUGCCCUAGUGCUCGCCAUCUACGACGAGAUGAAGAAGUACCUUUAGCAGCCUUUAUGACGACCUUCUGCAUCAUGAUGAGCCGCACCAGCGGGAAAGCCCCGCCGGCAGAAUGCCCUUCCCCCUUUGCAGCGAGGGAUUGGGGCCGCCAAUAAAUUAAAAUGAUUUGAUGGCAGGUGGUAGGACCCUCCUCUCAUUUUGUAUUGGCAUUGGUUGAGAAAAUACAAAUAAUUUAUUGAUCUUAAA
Messenger RNA from Drosophila elegans, 1497 nucleotides. RefSeq names its product ADP,ATP carrier protein (gene Ant2). Gene Ontology annotation, biological process: mitochondrial ADP transmembrane transport; mitochondrial ATP transmembrane transport. The record is from RefSeq and is a predicted model, not a curated record. Bases 379 to 1299 code for a protein of 306 amino acids. Gene Ontology annotation, molecular function: ATP:ADP antiporter activity. Gene Ontology annotation, cellular component: mitochondrial inner membrane. Lineage: Eukaryota; Metazoa; Arthropoda; Insecta; Diptera; Drosophilidae. The transcript is spliced from 3 exons.